Salvelinus sp. IW2-2015 is the source of this 3719-nucleotide messenger RNA. RefSeq names its product heterogeneous nuclear ribonucleoprotein U. Gene Ontology annotation, biological process: regulation of chromatin organization; CRD-mediated mRNA stabilization; regulation of mitotic spindle assembly. Gene Ontology annotation, cellular component: cytoplasmic ribonucleoprotein granule; kinetochore; nuclear matrix. Gene Ontology annotation, molecular function: snRNA binding; promoter-specific chromatin binding; TFIIH-class transcription factor complex binding. The record is from RefSeq and is a predicted model, not a curated record. Lineage: Eukaryota; Metazoa; Chordata; Actinopteri; Salmoniformes; Salmonidae.
GCCCACAACCCCUUCUGCCAGUGAAAAGGACUAUUAACGCUACUGCCAUUUGGCGCAGUUAAAAAUACGUGAACUUGCAUAGCGUCCUUUACAGAAUUUCCCGUCUUUGUUGUAAUUUUACUUUAUUUUAACAGCGUGUUUCAGUUUAGUGUUUUAUACAUAUUAUCAAAAUGAGUUCAAUUAACGUAAAAAAACUGAAAGUAAACGAGUUGAAGGACGAGCUGAAAAAGCGUCAGCUGUCGGACAAGGGGUUGAAGGCCGAGUUGAUGGACCGGUUGCAGGCCGCGCUUGACGAAGAGGCCCUGGCUGGAGAUUCUCCCCUUGGGCUGGAGGCCGCGAAGGGAGGCUUUCCCGUGGGAGACGACGACGCCGCCGCCGUUGCUGAUGACCAAGAGGACAUGGGGGAAGAUGAAGAAGACGAGGGCCCCGUCGUUGAAAGCAUGGAUGCCAACGAGGAGGAAGAGAAUGGAAACGGAGAGGGAGACGCCGCUGUCGUGGACCAAUGCGAGGAGGAAGAGAACGCGGCCCAGGAGGACGACGAAAUGGGUGAGGUAGAAGAGGAAGAAAUGGAUCCAAUGCUGAAGGAAGGUGUGGACGACAUGGAGAAAAUUACAUUGGACGCAGAGGAUGGUGAGCCUGGAGACCAUCCAGCAGAGGGGGAUGCGGACAAAGACACGAAUGCUGAUCAGAAGAAUAAGAAGGGUGUUAAGAGACGCCGGGAGGAACAUGGAAGGGGCUACUUUGAAUUUAUUGAAGAGAACAAAUACAGCUGGCCUAGUCUCAAGUCUCCACUGCCACCCCUGGAGGAGGAAGAUGAGGAGUUUGAUGAUACAACAGUCUGCUUGGACAACUAUAACUGCGACCUGCACUUCAAGGUGUCCCGGGACCGCUACAGCGCCUCCUCUCUCACCAUGGAGAGCUUUGCCUACCUGUGGUCCGGGGGCAGAGCCUCAUACGGGCUGUCACAGGGCAAGGCCUGCUACGAGAUGAAGAUAACUGAGAAGAUCCCAGUGAAACACAUAUCCAGUAAGAACAUGGACAUCCAUGAGGUCCAGGUUGGAUGGUCCCUAGCUACUGGCAGUCUGCUCCUUGGUGAGGAGGAGCAUUCCUAUGCCUACUCUGGCAAAGGCAAGAAAACCACCAAUUGCGUGACUGAAGAUUUCGGGGAGACUUAUGAUGAGAAUGACGUCAUCUGCUGCCUCAUUAACUUUGAAGGUGAGGAGGUGGAGAUGUCCUUUUCUAAGAAUGGUAAUGAGCCAGUGGUGGCCUUCCAGGCCAGUAAGGAGUCCCUAGCAGGGAAAGCGCUCUUCCCCCACGUCAUCUGCCACAAUUGUGCAGUGGAGUUCAACUUUGGCCAGAUGGACACGCCCUACUUCCCCCAGCCAGAGGGCUACACCUUCCUGCAGCAGGUCGCCAUGGACGACCGUGUCCGCGGACCCAAGGCACCUGACACCAAGAAGGACUGCGAGGUGAUUGCCAUGGUGGGCCUGCCUGGCUCAGGAAAGAGCACCUGGGUCAACAAGCACAUCCAGGAGAACCCUGGGAAAUAUUACAUCCUGGGCAGCGACACCAUCGUGGAGAAGAUGAUGAUUGGCAGCUUGAAGCGUCAGGAGAAGGACACAACAAAGCUCACGGCCAUUUCCCAGCGUGCACCUCUCUUCCUGGGCAAGUUCAUUGAGAUCGCUGCUCGCAAGAAGAGGAACUAUAUCCUGGACCACACCAACCUGUCUGCCCCGGGCCAGAAGAGGAAGAUGUGUCUGUUUGCUGGGUACCAGCGGAAGGCUGUGGUGGUCUGUCCCUCAGACGACGACUACAAGGAGAGGGCCCAGAAGAAGGCCGAGAGCGACGGGAAAGACGUGCCCGAGCACGCUCUCCUCAAAAUGAAAGGAUUCUUCACCAUGCCAGAGGAAGGCGAGAGCUUCGCUGAGGUGAGCUACGCUGAGCUGCAGAAGGAGGAUGCCGCCAAGCUGGUGGAGCAGUACAAGGAGGAGAGCAAGGCGGCCCUGCCGGCUGAGAAGAAGCCCAACCAGGGGUCUUUGACCCCCAAGAGAGGAGGAGGAGGUGGAGGUGUCCGGGGGGGAGGCAGAGGCAAGAACCAGUUCACCCGUGGAGGUGGACCCGGCCAGAGAGGAGGUGGACGAGGUGGCUUCCAGCAGAGAGGCAACUUCCGAGGAGCUCCAGGCCCACGUGGUGGGUUCACUCGCCCCCCUAGAGGGUUCAUGCCCCCUCCAGCCUUCAGAGGUGGAUUCGCCACCCGGGGCAACUUUAACAGGGGCGGCGCCCUCAUGGCCCCCCAGGGAGGGGCCCCAAGAGGAGGACCGAUGAGGGGCCACAGGGGUGGAGCCAUGAACAGAGGUGGUCCUCCAAUGAGCCGAGGAGGCGGCGGUCACAUGAGCCGAGGAGGUGGCGGUCACAUGAGCCGAGGCGGCGGCGGUCACAUGAGCCGAGGCGGCGGCGGUCACAGGGGCAACUUCAACCAGGGGUUCCAGCCCAGAGCAGGCAACAGCCGUGGGAAUUUUGGCAACAAGAAUGGCAGCGGUGGGUUUGGGGGUGGCAGGAAUGGUGGAGGACGUGGCGGCGGAUUUGGAGACAACAGGACUGGGGGAGGAUUCGGCAUGGACAAGGCUCAGGCCUUCAACCAGAGCUGGCAGCAAGGGUUUUGGAACCAGAAGCCAUGGAGCCAGCAGUAUCAGCCAGGAUACUAUUAAAGACUUUCUGAUCAAAAGGACUGGUGGCCAUUAAUGGUAACCAACCACUAGCCACGGACCCCCUGUUCCACCCCUCCUGUUUUUUCUAGAACCCACUUUUUAAAUUAAAAACAAAAAAACACAAGACGAUGGAGCAACAUUCCACAUCUGAGGAGAGGAGUCUCUCUGAAGCUUUAUGGGUUUUUCAUUUGAUUUUGUACAUUUUAUGAUAUUUUCCCCACAUUUUAAAGAAAUCACAUGCUUUUAAAAUCACAUGUUUGAGAAAUCACACAUCAAACAUGUGAAAUCACAUGUUUGAGAAACAUACCACAUCACGAACCGCAAAAAUGUUCUGCUUCAGUGACUUUUUCAGGGUUGUGCAUUUUCUGUGUAAUGUUUUUUUUUUUUUACAAAAUGUAAAUAUUGUCUUGCUUAGUUGUAUUUGUUUGUAUAAGAAGUGAGAACACUUAGUUCCUUUCGGUUAUUAUCUUAUGAGAGGCAUGGUAGCUAUAGUAUUGUUAGUGAUUGUAUAUGUAGUCCAUAAGCAACAAACAGUAAUUUGUUAUUUUUAAUUAAAACAUCAAGCAUGUAAUCUAAACUCCGUAGAUUUACAAUAAACAACCUAUUUGCUUUUUGCAGAAGUCUAUGGCUUAUGACUUUUACUUGAGUUCAAAGGUUACCUAAAGUACCUUCUGAAUGGGCAAUGGGCUGGUUUGCUACUUCAAACAAGGACAUCCGCCCUAUCAUAUCUACACAGUUAGCAUCUCACAAUGUGCUACUUACUGAUGUAAAUCAUCCAUUGUUAAUACACAACUCUUUUCACCUUUUAAUGAUACAGGUUAAUCUCAUUGAGUUGAUAUUUUGCAAGAGAUACCUGUUCAUCUGGAUGCCAUUGUGCUUUGAAGAAAUAUUACAGCAAAUCCAUUUCUGUAGGGUAUUAGAAGCCAUUUUUAAAUAUUGCAUUAUGCCUUUUGAUAUUAUCAUUUAUUUUGUGAUUUGUAUAUUUCUUGAUAAAAUGGGACACAUUACUGA